AUGUCGACCGGUCUCGGCAAGGGUAUCGGCAUCCCCGUCAAGCUUCUCCACGAGGCGGAGGGGCACACCGUGACGAUCGAGCUCAAGACGGGUGACACUUACAGGGGCACGCUGCUCGAGGCUGAGGACAACUGGAACUGCCAGCUAGAGGGAAUCACGCACACGGGCCGCGACGGCCGUGUGAACCAGCUGGAGAACGUCUAUGUCCGAGGCAGCAAGAUUCGUUUCCUGAUCAUCCCAGACAUGCUGAAGAACGCGCCGAUGUUCAAGCGCAUCGACCCGAGGGCGGGCGGGCGCGGCGCAGGGAGGGGAGGUGCCGGCGGUAGGGGUGGCAGGGGUGGACGAGGCGGGCGCGGUGGGCGCGGCCAGUAG
This is a messenger RNA of Micromonas commoda, 372 nucleotides long. RefSeq lists its product with no specific name. The record is from RefSeq and is a predicted model, not a curated record. The transcript is spliced from 2 exons. NCBI's taxonomy places the organism in Eukaryota, Viridiplantae, Chlorophyta, Mamiellophyceae, Mamiellales, Mamiellaceae. Gene Ontology annotation, biological process: RNA processing; spliceosomal snRNP assembly. Bases 1 to 372 code for a protein of 123 amino acids. Gene Ontology annotation, molecular function: RNA binding. Gene Ontology annotation, cellular component: U12-type spliceosomal complex; catalytic step 2 spliceosome; pICln-Sm protein complex.